AUGUGUCUGUCAAUCUACCCCAGUUCGUUCCUGUCUAUCUAUCAAUCUGAGUUCGUUUUAUAUCUAUCUAUCUAUCUAUCUAUCUAUCUAUCUAUCUAUCUGUCUGUCUGUCUGACUCUUUCUAAACACGAAGCAUCUCCAUCUCUUGCUUUGUUUCCCUCAACUUUUAUUUACUUUUUUCUCACUCUCUCCACUGUCUUCCUCUGUCUUUUCAUCACCUUUACCUCUCUUUCUGACUCUUUCUCUUUCCCAGUCUCUUUUCUUCUUUACCCACUCUCCCUCUCUCUUUAUCGCUUUCCUCUUACUUAUCCUCAUAUUCUCUUUUCCCGCCCGCUCAUUCACAUUUCCUUUCUUCUCUUUCUCAAUUACUCAUUUGCCAUCCAUCUUUGUGUACAUAGCUCUCUUGCUUCAUCUACAUUGUCUCUCCUCAUUCUCUCUCGCUUACUCUCUAUCUCGGUUCCUCUCUCUCUCUCUCUCUCUCUCUCUCCCUAUCGCUUUCACUGUCCACUGUCUCUAUUUCUUUUGUUCUUCUUGAUCUGGCUUUAUCAGGUGGAGGUCGGUCGGUCGAUCUCUCUCUCUCUCUCCUUUUUCUCUCUCUUUUUCUUCUUCUCUCUCUCACUUUCUCUCUCUCUCUCUGUUUUAUCUCUUUUUUUUAUCUAUUUCCCUCUCAAAUCCCCUCUCUCACUUUUUCUCGCUCUCUCUUUUUCUCGCUCUCUCUCUCUCUAUUUUUUUCUUUCUCGUUUUCAAUCUCUCUUUCUUUCCUCCUCUUUUUCCCUCCCUUUGUUUCUCUCUCUCUUUUUCUCUCUCUUUUUCUCUCUUUUUAACAUUCUCUCUUCUUCUUUUUCCCUCUCAUUUUCUCUCUCUUUUUACCGCUUCCUCAUUUCUAUUUUUUCUCUCUCUUCUCUCUCUCUCGCUCUCUCUCUCUCUAUCAAUUCCUCCUCACCCCAUUACCCAGAUCCUUCCCUUUUUCCGGGUUGA
This is a messenger RNA of Acanthosepion pharaonis, 978 nucleotides long. The record is from the annotation of a GenBank genome assembly. Lineage: Eukaryota; Metazoa; Mollusca; Cephalopoda; Sepiida; Sepiidae.